GCGCGCGCGUGGGUGCGCGCGCACACCCCUUGGUAGCCUCAAGGUCGCCAACACCCGGAGCGUCCCGGCCCCCGCCGCCCGCCUCGCUGCCGCCGGCCCCGCGCCCGGGCAGGCAGGAGGGAGUUCCCAGCUCCAGCGGGCGCCCUGUGCUUGGGUUCCGUGGGUGCCGCGGCGGGGACGGCCAGGCGGGAGCGGGGUUCCCCCGGGGUGGACCCGGCCGGCCGCGCCCCGCGCCCCGGGCUCCCCGGGAGGAUGAGGCGCGCGGCGCUUUGGCGGCCACGCGCUGUCGCCGACACUGGCUCCCGAGGGGCGGCUGGUGCGGGCCAGGGCUUCGGCUGGGUCUCCCGGUAAAGCUGCGGGAAUUCGCGGCCCCCGCUCCCGCGCGCUGCAACAAGGCCGCAUCUCCAGGCUGGAGGCAAGGACGCCCGCGAGUGGAGCAAGGUUCUUCAUGUUUUCCAGAAUGGAAGUCGGUGCUGAGGGGAGUUCCUGAGUGUCUGAUGCCGGACCGAGCUCCCUGCUGCUGAGGGUCCCCCGUCCUGUGUGUGUGACCUGUGCCGCGGCUGCCGCCCUGGCCGCUCCGCAGGCUGCCGGCUCUGUCUCCAGCGUCCAGGGAGCGCCCGCCUCGUGUCCAGUUGUACCUUGGGAGACAGCGAGGGGCGGCGUUCCGUCUACGCUUACGCAGAAGCUCACUGCUGCGGCCCCCUUCAUGGCAGCUCUCACUCCUUCCACGGUAGAGAGAGAAGAUAAAGAUUCUGUCUGGGAGAGCCGUGAAAGGAUGGGCUCCAGCGAGAAGAAGAGCGAACACAAGGGAUGGAGCGGGAUGUGAGCAACAGUGGAGCAAGAAGUUCUGGAAUGUUCCCUGGUCCAGCAGUUGGUGAGCAGCCAAUCAGAGGUGUUCUCGGCGUCAGGAAUGGGCACAGCCACGGCACGUGCAGAAGGUGAGGAGGAGGACGAGGACGAGGAGCCCACGAGGAGCUGGCGGCCCGCGGCCCGAGCAGCCCCAGACCCGCAAGCGAGCCGCCUGCCCACAGCCGGAGCAGCCCGCGGACCCAGCCCCUGCGGCCGCCGGUGACCCUGAGCGCCGACGUCGGGAGCUGGCGGCGGGGGGCGCCAGCCCCUCAUGUUCCGCAGCAGGCGCGCAUGUGAUGUCAUGCCCAUUGUUUUGGUGCGCCCAGCCAAUCGGACUCGCCGCCUGGAUUCUACCGGAGCCGGCAUGGGCCCUUCCUCGCACCAGCGGCAGGAGUCCCCGCUCCCGACCAUAACGCAUUGCGCAGGGUGCACCACCGCCUGGUCUCCCUGCAGCUUUAACAGCCCUGACAUGGAAACCCCAUUGCAGUUCCAGCGCGGCUUCUUCCCGGAGCAGCAGCCGCCGCCGCCGCGCUCCGCGCACCUGCACUGCCAGCAGCCGCCGCCGAGCCAGGACAAGCCGUGCGCGCCCUUCGCGCCGCUCCCGCACCCGCACCACCACCCGCACCUGGCGCACCCGCCGCCCGGCAGCGGCGGCAGCAGCCCAUGCCUCCGGCGCAACAGCUGCGCCUCCUCCGGGCCCGCGGCGGCGGCGGCGGCGGCGGCGGCGGCGGGGGCGGGGGAUAACCUGUCCCUGCUGCUCCGCGGCUCCUCGCCCGGCGGCGCCCUGCGGACCCGCACCUCCUCGCCGCUGUCGGGCUCGUCGUGCUGCUGCUGCUGCUCGUCGCGCCGGGGCAGCCAGCUCAGCGUGAGCGAGCUGACGCCGUCCAGCCAUGCCAGUGCGCGCCGGCAGCAGCCCGCGCCGCAGCCCGCGCCCGCCGCGCAGUCCCCUCUGUGCCUCCGCCUGCAGCUCGCCGCCAGCCCCACGGGCAGCCUGGGCAGCCUGGGCUCCGGGCCGCCGCUCGCGCACCACCACCACCACCACCACCACCAGCACCCCGCGCCCCACCAGCACCCCGCGCCCCAGGCGCGCCGCGAGAGCAACCCCUUCACCGAAAUAGCCAUGAGCAGCUGCAGGUACAACGGGGGCGUCAUGCGGCCGCUCAGCAACUUGAGCGCGUCCCGCCGGAACCUGCACGAGAUGGACUCGGAGGCGCAGCCCCUGCAGCCCCCCGCUCCCGGCGCCGGCGGCGCGUCCUCCCCGUGCGCCGCGGCCGCCGCCUCGUCGCCGGCGCCCGAGAUCGUGGUGUCCAAGCCCGAGCACAACAACUCCAACAACCUGGCGCUGUACGGGGCGGGCGGCGGCGGCGGCCCCAAGCCCAGCAAGAAGAAGAACCAGAACAUCGGCUACAAGCUGGGCCAUCGGCGCGCCCUGUUCGAGAAGCGCAAGCGGCUCAGCGACUACGCGCUCAUCUUCGGCAUGUUUGGCAUCGUGGUCAUGGUCAUCGAGACCGAGCUGUCCUGGGGCGCCUACGACAAGGCGUCGCUGUACUCCUUAGCUCUGAAAUGCCUUAUCAGUCUCUCCACCGUCAUCCUGCUCGGUCUGAUCAUCGUGUACCACGCCAGGGAAAUCCAGUUGUUCAUGGUGGACAACGGAGCAGAUGACUGGAGAAUAGCGAUGACCUACGAGCGCAUUUUCUUCAUCUGCUUGGAAAUACUGGUGUGUGCUAUCCACCCCAUCCCUGGGAACUACACGUUCACGUGGACGGCCCGGCUCGCCUUCUCCUACGCCCCCUCCACCACCACCGCCGACGUGGAUAUCAUUCUGUCCAUCCCGAUGUUUUUGAGACUCUACCUGAUUGCCAGAGUCAUGCUCCUGCAUAGCAAACUGUUCACCGACGCGUCGUCCAGAAGCAUCGGGGCCCUCAAUAAGAUAAACUUCAAUACUCGCUUUGUUAUGAAGACGUUGAUGACGAUAUGCCCAGGAACUGUGCUCCUGGUCUUUAGUAUCUCGCUGUGGAUAAUUGCCGCGUGGACGGUCCGUGCUUGUGAGAGGUACCACGACCAACAGGACGUCACGAGCAACUUCCUGGGAGCCAUGUGGCUGAUCUCCAUCACGUUCCUGUCCAUCGGCUACGGCGACAUGGUGCCCAACACGUACUGCGGGAAAGGCGUGUGUCUGCUCACAGGGAUCAUGGGUGCUGGCUGCACGGCCCUGGUGGUGGCCGUGGUGGCAAGGAAGCUAGAACUUACCAAAGCGGAGAAGCACGUGCACAACUUCAUGAUGGACACGCAGCUGACCAAGAGGGUAAAAAACGCAGCUGCCAAUGUACUCAGGGAAACGUGGCUAAUUUACAAAAACACAAAGCUCGUCAAAAAGAUCGAUCACGCGAAAGUAAGGAAGCAUCAACGAAAAUUCCUGCAAGCUAUUCACCAAUUAAGGAGUGUAAAAAUGGAGCAGAGGAAACUGAACGACCAAGCCAACACCUUGGUGGACCUGGCAAAGACCCAGAACAUCAUGUACGACAUGAUCUCCGACCUCAACGAGAGGAGCGAGGACUUCGAGAAGCGGAUCGUGACCCUGGAGACCAAACUCGAGACUCUGAUCGGCAGCAUCCAGGCCUUGCCGGGGCUCCUCAGCCAGACCCUGCGGCAGCAGCAGAGGGACUUCCUGGAGGCGCAGCUGGAGGCGCGCGACAAGCACGGGCCCUACGAGGCUGCCCGGUCCCGCUCCUCCUCCAGGAGGCGGCGGUCCUCCUCCACGGCGCCGCCCACUUCCUCCGAGAGCAGCUAGAAGAGAAUCAGUUACCCACAAAUAAGACUUUUUGCCAUCAUAUGGUCAAUAUUUUAGCUUUUAUUGUAAAGCCCUAUGGUUCUAAUCAGCGUUAUCCUGGUUCUGAUGUCAGAAUCCUGGGAACCUGAACACUAAGUUUUAGGCCAAAAUGAGUGAAAACUCUUUUUUCUUUCCGAUGCACAGGGAAUGCACUUAUUACUGCUGUCUAGAUUGUUCCUCCUGUAAUUUCACUAACUUUUUAUUCAUGCACUUCAAACAAACUUUACUACUACAUUAUAUGAUAUAUAAUUAAAAAAAGUUAAUUUCUGCA
Messenger RNA from Oryctolagus cuniculus (rabbit), 3950 nucleotides. The record is from RefSeq and is a predicted model, not a curated record. NCBI's taxonomy places the organism in Eukaryota, Metazoa, Chordata, Mammalia, Lagomorpha, Leporidae.